GACAGCCGGGAAUAUCCAUUUCACUGUAACAUCUCAAAAACGAAUUUUGAAAUGUGUUGGAAAAUGGAUUAUGCAUACAUCUAGGAUAUCCACCAUACAUGUGAUGGAUUUUACAAUGAUCGAUCGUCAUUGCAUGCGAGUGACAAUAAAAAUAAAGAUAUACCCCUGGCAAUUUCCCCUUAAAUUUAUUCAACCGUUACAUUCCAACGGAUUCACACCAAAAAUAUUAUUCUACCCAUCGUGAAAUAGAAUUUUCCAUUUUUAGUGGCAAUAUUCACACCUUUCUUCGUGCAUCAUCAGCUGUCGGGGGUGAUACACUCCAACAUGUAACCCCAGCACGUGAUAGCCCUGGGGGUGUUGGCAUAUCGAGAAUUUUCGUGAUGGAAUAAACGAUUUUCGCGCCUAGUAAAGCUCAUUUUAUAUUUUAUGAAACAUGCUAAGGCUCGUGGAUAUUUUUAGGGGGGGUUAAACCAGUGUGGAUUGUCUGCCUCAUUUCUACCAGCAUAUCCAGAGGUAUCAAAACUUAUCGUGACUCACGAACCAACAGUUGGGUUCAACCGAAAUUUUCGUUUCAGUCAGUGAAGUGGCGUCAUGGCUAUCAGCUUUUGGAGAUGUCUGGAGGGAAAAACUAGUCGUCCAAGACUUCGAAAUGCACUCCAACAGCGGAAUAUACCAAUCGUCAAGACACCGAUUUAUCAGAAUACCUACCAGCUCAGGGCGAGAAAUCCUUUCAGGGCAGAUCCCGUUGAUGAAAUUGUGAGGAAUGUCAUGCAGAUGCGAUUGGGAGAGAUGACUUAUGACCCGGAAAUUGCUGCGAAAUUGUGCGCUCAUAUCGCUAAAGAAAUUCGAAAGAAACUCAUGAAGUUGGAGUUUGAUAGAUGUAAAAUUAUCGUUCUGGUAACUAUGAUAGAAAAAGCUAGUCAAGCUAUCAACACCAAAAUGGGUUUUGUGUGGGAUGUCGAAAGGGAUAAUUACUCCACCUACAACUUUGAAACUUCAUCCUUUUACGCUCAUUGUCUCGUUAUUGGAGCUUAUUAUGAAUGAAGAAUAUUGCUCCCUUAGGUACUGAGUUUAUUUGAUAUUUUGGUUUAUUCAAUAUUCUCCUGAGUCAUCUAUAUUUAUUUUAAUUCUCAUUUCUAAAUUCAUUCUAUUAAAUAUUCUAUUGUUAUCAUUCUAUUAUAAUAAAUUAAAAAUUGGCAACUCGAAAUUCGAUUGUUCAUUAUGGAUUCCUUGAUUUCAAUUUAUCGACAAAAGUUAAGAACUUCCUAUUUUUAUUAUAAUUUGUUUAUUACCCCAG
Molecule: messenger RNA, 1297 nt
Organism: Fopius arisanus
Lineage: Eukaryota; Metazoa; Arthropoda; Insecta; Hymenoptera; Braconidae
Product: tctex1 domain-containing protein 1-like
Exons: 4
Coding region: 592-1044 (150 amino acids)
Biological process (GO): microtubule-based movement
Cellular component (GO): cytoplasmic dynein complex; cytoplasm
Molecular function (GO): dynein intermediate chain binding
Source: RefSeq, a predicted model, not a curated record